AUGUUCGCCUCCCAUCUGCGCAACUUCACCUACCCCCACCACCUCAUCGACCUUGCCUUCCUGGUCUCCGACUCAAAGGACCGCACCCUACAGGUUCUCAACGAUAUGCUCGAGGAGAUUCAGGCUGACGAGGACCCCAAACAACCUUACGGCGAGAUCUCCAUCAUCGAAAAGGAUUUUGGACAAAAGGUCAACCAGGAUGUCGAGAGUCGUCACGGGUUCGCGGCACAGGCGAGCCGAAGGAAGUUGAUGGCCCAGGCCCGUAACUGGCUACUGAGUGCCGCCCUACGGCCAUACCAUUCCUGGGUGUACUGGCGCGACGUCGACGUCGAAACCGCCCCAUUCACCAUCCUCGAAGAUCUCAUGCGUCACAACAAGGACGUGAUUGUGCCAAAUGUUUGGCGGCCUUUGCCGGAUUGGCUCGGCGGAGAGCAGCCGUAUGAUCUCAACUCAUGGCAGGAAUCGGAAACGGCGCUAGCCCUCGCGGAUACUCUGGACGAAGAUGCCGUAAUUGUUGAAGGUUACGCCGAGUAUGCAACUUGGAGGCCGCAUCUGGCAUACCUGCGAGACCCAUAUGGCGACCCUGAUAUGGAGAUGGAGAUCGAUGGAGUGGGCGGCGUCAGUAUUCUUGCCAAGGCCAAGGUCUUCCGGUCUGGAGUACACUUCCCAGCUUUUAGUUUUGAGAAGCACGCCGAGACCGAAGGAUUUGGAAAGAUGGCGAAGCGCAUGGAAUACUCAGUUGUCGGUCUGCCGCACUACACGAUUUGGCAUCUUUACGAGCCUAGCGUUGACGAUAUCAAGCACAUGGAGGAAAUGGAGCAAGAGAGACUCGCUAGCCAAAAAGAGGAGGAAGAAAAGGCUGAGAAGGCGAAGAAGGUCAAAGAGCAGUUUGGCGAUGCUAGCAGCCAGUGGGAGAAGGACAAGACUGAUAUGCAAAACCUCGUCGUCGGAGAGAAGAAGAAAGAGACGAAGGGCACCAAGGAGGUCACCAAGGAGGGCAAAGAGGCCAAGUCGCCCAAGGAUGCCGACAGCAAGCAGGCGGAUACAAACAAGAAGCCCGCAGCAGCAGACAAGAAGGAUGCGCAAGGCAAGUCAGACAAGCCGGCAAAAAAGGAGAAGGAUGGAAACGGCGCAGCAUUCGCCAAGAAGGCUCAGAGUUGA
Messenger RNA from Colletotrichum fioriniae, 1161 nucleotides. It is a transcript of the gene ANP1, whose product is annotated as Mannan polymerase II complex anp1 subunit. Gene Ontology annotation, cellular component: mannan polymerase complex. NCBI's taxonomy places the organism in Eukaryota, Fungi, Ascomycota, Sordariomycetes, Glomerellales, Glomerellaceae. The record is from RefSeq and is a predicted model, not a curated record. Gene Ontology annotation, biological process: cell wall mannoprotein biosynthetic process; protein N-linked glycosylation. Gene Ontology annotation, molecular function: alpha-1,6-mannosyltransferase activity.